AUGGUGCCCGCGGUUGCUCCCCCGGCCGCUGCUGUUCCUGAACCUGCUGUGGCCCCUCCGGUCUCUCCGGCUCCCCAGACUCCGGGCGGUGGUGGCGGUGGGAACCGCAAGUUCACCAAGGCGCCCAUUCGCGGCGCUACUUUUGCCUGCGUUGCUGCCUUGCCGCGCGCUCAACACAUGAGGGCUGGCGACUGGCAGACCAAGGGCUAUCGCAAGAUCUCCAAAAACGAUGGCAAUGCCCCCGUACUCAUCUGA
Neurospora tetrasperma FGSC 2508 is the source of this 255-nucleotide messenger RNA. RefSeq lists its product as uncharacterized. Lineage: Eukaryota; Fungi; Ascomycota; Sordariomycetes; Sordariales; Sordariaceae. The transcript is spliced from 2 exons. The record is from RefSeq and is a predicted model, not a curated record. The coding region runs from base 1 to 255 and encodes 84 amino acids.